Messenger RNA from Phymastichus coffea, 708 nucleotides. RefSeq names its product zinc finger protein 782-like. Gene Ontology annotation, molecular function: DNA-binding transcription factor activity; RNA polymerase II cis-regulatory region sequence-specific DNA binding. The transcript has 3 exons. The coding region runs from base 1 to 708 and encodes 235 amino acids. Gene Ontology annotation, biological process: regulation of transcription by RNA polymerase II. Lineage: Eukaryota; Metazoa; Arthropoda; Insecta; Hymenoptera; Eulophidae. The record is from RefSeq and is a predicted model, not a curated record.
AUGACGGUUACAAGUGUCAGCGUUGCGGACGGACGUACAAAUCUAAAAGAACAUUGCGACGACAUGAAAAUCAAGAAUGUAGACAAGAGGCAAAAUCAACAACGACGCCAAGAUGAGUUCAUAUUCACCACGGUAUUUUUGCCACCGCCAGACCUUGAUAAUCCUGGCAAAGUCAAAAAGGAUUUGAAAUAUUCGUGCGAACAGUGCGGUUACGCUAGCACCUCAAAAUAUCAUAUAGAGAGACAUGUAAAAGCACGACAUCUGACAGAAUACAGUCUUAAAAAUGCUAAUGACCCUCCACCGGAAGUGAAAAGAAUUUUUAAAUGUGAAAAUUGCGAUAGAAGCUAUUCUCACGCCAGUAGCCUGCGAACUCAUCGUAGAUACGAUUGCGGCAAAUUUCCGCAAUUUCAUUGUUCUCAAUGCAACUACGUUACUAAGCACAAAUGCGAUUUGAAUAAACAUACAAGGACUCGUCAUCCGGAUGCUGAUGGACCCACGGCACCUAUGUAUAUAUGUGUGAAAUGUGGAAACACUUAUAAGCACAGAGACAGUUUGUACCACCAUGCCCAAAUGUUAAAAUCCACGAAGAGCAUCCAUCAACAAAGUACUAGAGAAUUUUAUGAAAAUAAAGACCGUGCAUAUUUAAUUAACAAAAAUAUGAGAGAAAGUAUUUUGAAAAUACGAAGGAGCCAUCUCAAAAUACCUUGA